AAUGGCGAGGCGGGCGAGAGCCAGCCAACCAGCGCCGCCCUUGCUGUUGCCUGGGCAACGGAGGCGAAGGCGACGGAGACGGAGACGGAGAAGGAAGGAAGGAAGGAGGGAAGGUCCGCGGGCCGGGUCGCCUCGUCGGGGAAAGGGAGAUCAUCUGGAGGUCUGUGGCAAACAGGAGGAUGAGAGAGCCCUGUGCCCGGCAGACUUACGAUGGAGACACGCUGCGGCGGCCUCUUGUUCAGCUCCAAGUUUGACUCCGGGAACUUGGCUCAUGUGGAGAAGGUGGAGCACCAGGAGGGGGACCUCGAUGUCGCGGUUAACGGCGGCAGCAGCAGCAGUGGCGGCAGCACCUCCGUGGUAUUCGGCAGCUCCCUCCCCUUCGCCGAUUAUGAGUUCAACGUCUGGACGAAGCCGGACUGCGGAGACACAGAAUAUGAGAAUGGAAACAGGUCCUGGUUCUACUUCAGCGUGCGCGGGGGACUGCCCGGCAAGGUCAUCAAGAUCCACAUUGUGAACAUGAACAAGCAGACCAAGCUCUACUCACAGGGAAUGGCCCCCCUGGUCAAGACCGUGCCUGCCAGGCCUCGCUGGGAGCGCGUUCGGGAGCGGCCGGCCUUUGAGAUGGUGGAGACCCAGUUUGUCCUCUCCUUUGUGCACCGCUUCCUGGACUGCCGUGGGGCCACCACCUACUUUGCCUUCUGCUACCCCUUCUCCUACACGGAGUGCCAGGAAAUGCUGGCCCAGCUGGACGCCCACUUUGCAGAGUGCAGGCACCUCUCUCCAAGCAGUGUCCAACAUUAUAGCACUGUGAGUCGGAAAGCAGGCACAGACCCUCGAAGGCAGGCGGAAGGGAAGCUGCGCCCCACCAUCCACCGAGGAAGGAAGUGUCCCCGGAGAGGACGCACCAGGGGCAGGAAAGAUGAGACCGGCCCAUCCAAGGGCGCACCCUCCCUGGAUUCCAUCUACUACCAUCGGGAAGUGCUGUGUUUCUCCCUGGACAAGCUCCGCGUGGAUCUGCUCACCAUCACCUCUCACCACGGCAUGCAGGAGGAGCGGGAGGCCCGGCUGGAGAAGCUCUUCCCGGACAAGAACACCCCCCGGCCCCACUGCUUCCUGGGCAAGAGGGUGUUCUUCCUCAGCAGCAGAGUCCAUCCCGGGGAGACGCCCUCGAGCUUCGUCUUCAACGGGUUCCUAGAGUUCAUCCUUCGGGAGGACGACCCUCGGGCCCAGAUGCUGCGCCGCAUGUUUGUCUUCAAGCUCAUCCCCAUGCUGAACCCAGACGGGGUGGUGCGGGGACACUACCGGACAGAUGCUCGGGGAGUGAACCUGAACCGCCAGUACUUGGACCCAGACGCAGAUCAGCACCCGGCCGUCUAUGGGGCCAAGGCGGUCAUGCUCUACCACCACGUCCACAACCGCGUCCAGCCCGGCGCCCCCGACUGGCGGACCUGCGCCACCGCCCUGGGCCCCAGGGCCUCCAACCAGCACACUUCCUGCAGCGAAGCCCCCAGCGAGGAGACUCCUCUCUCCCAGCUGGAGAAAGCCAACAAUCGCUGCAACUGCCCCAGAAGGGCCCGCACACCAUCUCCAGAGGCCUCAGAGGUCUCAGAGGGACCUGACCAGGACUCCUGGAUCCUCUCGGAUGAAGGACCACCCGAGGACUCUGAGAGCGAAGCCGAGAGCCUCCCCGCCCCGGAAGCCAUCCCACCGCAGCAAAGCGGCCUGGCCUACUACGUCGACCUGCACGGCCAUGCCUCCAAGCGCGGCUGCUUCAUGUAUGGGAACAACAUCUUGGAUGAGAACCAGCAGGUUGAAAACAUGCUGUUCCCUAAGCUCAUCUCGCUGAAUUCAGCCCACUUUGACUUUGGGGGCUGCAACUUCUCAGAGAAGAACAUGUACGCCAAAGACAAGCGGGAUGGACAGUCCAAGGAGGGCAGUGGGCGGGUGGCCAUCUACAAGGCCUUGGGCAUCAUCCACAGCUACACCUUGGAGUGCAAUUACAACACCGGGCGAUCUGUCAACACCAUCCCUGCAGCCUGCCACGACAACGGGCGGGCGACCCCUCCUCCUCUCCCGACCUUCCCCUCCAAAUACACUGUGGAGCUGUUUGAGCAGGUGGGGCGGGCCUUGGCCAUCGCGGCGCUGGACAUGGCGGAGUGCAACCCCUGGCCCCGCAUCGUCCUCUCAGAACACAGCUGCCUUAGCAACCUGCGCGCCUGGAUGCUGAAGCACGUGCGGAGCAUGAGGGGGGUGCUCGUCUGCGCCCGGCGGAAGGGCGCCAGGACCCCUCCGAAGGGGGCCAACGGCAUCUCGGCUUCCACCUCGGAGAACUCUCUCUGCCGGACCCGGAGCUACAGCAACGGGAGCAGCAGCAGCCAGCAGGCCUCCCCUCAGGUCAAGGCCUCCCCCAGCUUCACCUUCAGCUGCUCCCACCCCUCGGCCUCCUUGGGCACCCCCCAGAAAGGGGCCUCCCGGGUGCUGGCCCUGGUGCGAGAGCCACGGGUCCAGGAGAAGCGGCGCCACCAGCACCAGACCUUGCUGCGAGCGGCAGUGACCAGCCUGCAGGCCCCGUCGGGGCUCGCUUCCUCGGGCAGGACGGCCUCCCACCUCCAGCUGUCUCCCGGCCUGGGCGCCUGCACACUCCACAUGACAGGGCCCGGCUGCAACAGCCUCCUGGCCAAGGCGAGCCCUGCCUGCCAUGGGCUCCGGGAGGCAGAGCACCCCGCGGAGCUGAAGCCCCCUCCUCCCUGCGGCCUGGCCCUGCUCCAGAACAUUUCCAGGCGGCUGAACAGUGAGAAGCUAUCAGAUGCUUCCAGCCUGGAGAUCCUGAUGCCGCGGCCCAGCCGGAUCCCCAUCCGCAGGAAGCCGGCCGGGCAGACCCAGCACCUUGUCCAGCUCCAGAGCUGCAUGGAUGACUCUGCCCUCAAGGUCUGGAAACUGAACACCUCUCAGUUGCCAACACAGAGUUCCCUGCCAGAGUUCCCGCUGGAGGUGCCCGACCUGACAGUCGCGGGGCAGAGAGAGGAGCCUCUUUUUCUCUGCGACCCUCCCAAGGUUUUGCUGGACGAGGUACGGGGGCCCAGGAGCUUGGCCCAGCCGGCGGCGGCUGCUGCUGCUGCUUCCCUCUGCCGCCUCUUCCCUCCCCUCGAGCCCCCGACGCCCCUCGCCUGGAGGCAGCGGCAGCGGGAGAAGCUGAAGCCGCUGCAACGCCCUCAGCGCGGGAUCGGCAGCGGCCCCCCGCCCCCCUGAGCCCGAGGGCCAGCCCCGCCACGGUGGCGCCCUGAGCCCGCCCGCUCUCUCUGUUGCAGCAUCUCGCGGGGCAGGCAGACUCCCCGCAGCUCACCUACCACAAGAUCCUCUCCUUCUGCACCGAGGCCUGACUGGCCGGGAGGGGCAAGGGUGCGGCGGCCGGCCACCUCCGCCUCCACCUCCACGGGCACCGCCACCAGCAGCACCGCCCCGGAGCCAGAACCGGCCCCCCCUGCGGCGGCCCUGCGGACGACGGCGCCCUGCCCCUCCGCCUCCCCCCAGCGCCACCCUCCUCUUGGCCCCCUCCCGCGCCCCCAGCCCUGCCUCUUCAAGCCCAAGCGGCUCUUUGGGACCCCGGAGCCCCUGCUCCUGGCGCUUGGCUGCCUCCCCACGUUUAAGGCCCCCAGGCCCCCAACGUGCAGACCGCCUCCGAAGACACCCAAGGCCUGAAGGGGAGCGGCGGGGCGGCAGGGCCCUCACCCCUUCCUCGUUGCCCUCCUGGGGGGCCCGGCCCCGCAUCUCCUCUCUCUCGACUCUGUCCUGCCUCAAGGAUCCGACAGCUGCCUUCCUUUCUCUCCUGCCUGAGAUGCCGGGAGUCCGCCCGCCGGCCACUCUUGGGCAGCCUGCCUCCCGACCAGCAGCCUUGGGAAGUGGGGUUCGGGGGUUCACAACACGGCAAAGCAAGCCUGCCCAGCCCAGCCCUUCCC
Molecule: messenger RNA, 3956 nt
Organism: Anolis carolinensis (green anole)
Lineage: Eukaryota; Metazoa; Chordata; Lepidosauria; Squamata; Anolidae
Gene: agbl5
Product: AGBL carboxypeptidase 5
Exons: 18
Coding region: 211-3249 (1012 amino acids)
Biological process (GO): protein deglutamylation; proteolysis
Molecular function (GO): metallocarboxypeptidase activity; zinc ion binding
Source: RefSeq, a predicted model, not a curated record